AUGAAAGGUGGGCAAAUGGUGAUAUUUAGCACAUCGAGGCUAUGGAGAUUACCUACGCGGGGCAUGGAGGAAGGGAGAUGUAGAAUUUGGGGUCCUAAAGAACUGUUGAACCAUCCCAUUCAAGCACGCCCCGAAAUCCGCCCUGACUUGCCCGGUCCUAAAGGCUCUAAUAGUAAUAGCCAGGUUGAAAAUGGAAACCAAAUGCUGGUGGUGGAGGCAAGUCAUCCAAUGUAG
Messenger RNA from Prunus armeniaca (apricot), 234 nucleotides. Lineage: Eukaryota; Viridiplantae; Streptophyta; Magnoliopsida; Rosales; Rosaceae. The record is from the annotation of a GenBank genome assembly.